AUGGUGCGCAUGUGGUCGUGUUCGAACGCGACUGGGUUCAAUAUGGCCGGCAUGCAGGCGGUCCUAUUCCGUUCAGAGAGCUUCGGAGGCAACGUUCGAAUUCGGCGUUGGCGGCAAACGAAGACGGACUGGUUAAAUAAGCACCACGAUUGCAGGUCGGGGUCCAAGGAUUCCAGCCCAAUGGUCGACGAUCUGCAUUCGUCCAUCAAUUGCAACGGUGAUUCUUAUCCGUCUCGAGGGCUCUUUGGGUCUCGUACCAUACUAGGUAUACCUAGGCACUCGAAGAGGAAUGGACUAUGGGCAGGGUUCCGCCAUUGA
Molecule: messenger RNA, 318 nt
Organism: Colletotrichum paranaense
Lineage: Eukaryota; Fungi; Ascomycota; Sordariomycetes; Glomerellales; Glomerellaceae
Exons: 1
Coding region: 1-318 (105 amino acids)
Source: RefSeq, a predicted model, not a curated record